Molecule: messenger RNA, 375 nt
Organism: Penicillium malachiteum
Lineage: Eukaryota; Fungi; Ascomycota; Eurotiomycetes; Eurotiales; Aspergillaceae
Exons: 1
Coding region: 1-375 (124 amino acids)
Source: RefSeq, a predicted model, not a curated record
AUGACUACAGGAUCUCCUUUCUCCACCUCCCCUGUUCCCGCGAUCUCCGCACUUGUUUCAACCGUGCAUCUUUGUUCCCUCCUUCUCCUGCUCAAAAAUGCUAAGGAACAAGAUCAGGGCAGUACUAAUGGAUAUCAAGCUCGGAUGGAAUGUCAGGAUCUACAGCUGACUACCUUAGCAUCGACCUCCCUUGCGCCGUGCAAGUCAGUGAGAAUAUCUCUCCCAAACACUCCCCAAGCUACAAAUACUCAAUGGAACGGCCGUCCAUCUUCAUUCCAAGGACUUUGGGGUGGAGCUUCGGAUAGCAUGUGGUAUGGUGGCUCGGGACGCUCCAGUUACUUUCGAGUGGAGAGCUGUUUCAUCUCAGAAAAGUGA